GGAGCGAUCGGCGAAUCAAAUCCUAUUGUGUCCACAACUUCUAUAAAUUCGCUCCCUACCCAAACUCUUCUUCCCCGUGAUCUGUAAUAAGUCUACUUCUUCUCAACCUGUUUGUUUCUGGUGUCUUCUUUCGUGACAAUCGGGGGACACAUAUAUAUCAUCGCUAAUUUUUCAGGGGUCAAUCUUCAGACCGUGAAAGACCCAGUUUUUUCUGCGUGAUUGUUGGGUGAGAAAGGAGAAAGAAGCGUCUAGACGAACCAAUCAGCUCAAUUCUCGUUGAAGGUGAGAAGCAAAAUGAGUAGGAAUCUUGAGAAGAUGGCGUCGAUUGACGCGCAGCUGAGGCUACUGGCUCCUGCGAAGGUCUCGGAGGAUGACAAGCUCGUGGAGUACGAUGCCCUCUUGCUCGAUCGCUUUCUGGAUAUCCUGCAGGAUUUGCAUGGUGAAGACAUUCGUGAGACGGUCCAAGAGUGUUAUGAGCUCUCUGCAGAGUAUGAAGGGAAGCGUGAUACUCAAAAGUUGGAAGAGCUUGGGAGAGUCAUUACUAGUUUGGAUGCUGGGGAUUCUAUUGUUGUUACCAAAGCUUUUUCCAACAUGCUUAACUUGGCCAACCUUGCGGAGGAGGUUCAGAUAGCUUACAGGCGUAGGAGCAAGUUAAAAAAAUGUGACUUGUCUGAUGAGGCAUCUGCAACAACUGAAUCGGAUAUCGAAGAGACGCUAAGGAGGCUUGUUGGACAACUUAACAAGUCCCCCCAAGAAGUCUUUGAUGCUCUGAAGAACCAGACUGUAGAUUUGGUCCUAACAGCGCACCCUACUCAGUCUGUUCGCAGAUCUUUGCUUCAAAAGCAUGGAAGGAUCCGAGAUUGUUUGACACAAUUGUAUGCCAAAGAUAUCACUCCUGAUGAUAAGCAUGAGCUUGAUGAGGCUUUACAGAGAGAGAUACAAGCUGCAUUUCGCACAGAUGAAAUCAAGAGGAGUCCACCAACUCCACAAGAUGAGAUGAGGGCUGGAAUGAGUUACUUCCAUGAGACAAUAUGGAAGGGAGUGCCAAAGUUCCUACGUCGAGUUGACACUGCUUUGAAGAAUAUUGGAAUAGAUGAGCGUGUUCCUUACAAUGCUCCUCUUAUUCAAUUUUCUUCUUGGAUGGGAGGGGAUCGUGAUGGCAACCCUAGAGUGACUCCUGAAGUUACAAGGGAUGUAUGCUUAUUGGCUAGAAUGAUGGCUGCUAAUGUGUACUUCUCUCAGAUUGAAGAUCUUAUGUUUGAGCUUUCAAUGUGGCGCUGCAAUGAUGAGUUGCGUGCUCGUGCAGAUGAACUCCAUAGGACCUCAAAAAGAGAUGUCAAACAUUAUAUUGAAUUUUGGAAGCAAAUUCCCCCAAAUGAGCCUUACCGAGUUGUUCUCUCUGAUGUUAGAGACAAGCUGUAUAGUACGCGGGAGCGUGCUCGUCAGUUACUAGCAAAUGGGUACUCUGAUAUUCCCGAAGAGACAACAUUCACCAAUGUUGAACAGUUUCUCGAGCCGCUUGAGCUGUGCUACAGAUCAUUAUGUGCUUGCGGUGAUCACCCAAUUGCUGAUGGAAGCCUUCUUGAUUUUCUGAGACAAGUUUCCACCUUUGGUCUAUCACUUGUGAGACUUGAUAUCCGGCAAGAAUCAGAUCGUCACACUGAUGUUCUAGAUGCUAUCACGAGGCAUCUAGAUAUAGGAUCUUACAAAGAAUGGUCGGAAGAACGUAGGCAAGAAUGGCUUUUAUCUGAACUCAGUGGCAAACGGCCUCUUUUUGGCCCCGAUCUUCCUAAAACUGAAGAGAUUGCUGAUGUGUUGGAUACAUUUCAUGUUAUUGCUGAGCUCCCGUCAGAUAAUUUUGGUGCCUAUAUUAUCUCAAUGGCCACUGCUCCAUCUGAUGUGCUUGCUGUAGAGCUUUUACAACGCGAGUGCCAUGUCAAAAAUCCACUGAGGGUCGUCCCGUUGUUCGAGAAGCUUGCCGAUCUGGAGGCUGCUCCUGCUGCUGUGGCUCGGUUGUUCUCGGUAGAUUGGUACAGGAAUAGAAUCAACGGGAAGCAAGAAGUCAUGAUUGGAUACUCGGAUUCAGGUAAGGAUGCUGGUCGUCUCUCAGCGGCCUGGCAAUUGUACAAGGCUCAAGAGGAGCUCGUGAAGGUGGCGAAACAAUACGGGGUUAAGCUUACAAUGUUUCACGGUCGAGGAGGCACCGUUGGAAGAGGGGGCGGUCCAACUCAUCUCGCUAUUUUAUCACAGCCACCUGACACGAUUCACGGCUCACUUCGCGUGACUGUUCAAGGUGAAGUCAUCGAACAGUCUUUCGGGGAAGAACACUUGUGUUUCAGAACGCUCCAGCGGUACACAGCAGCUACACUCGAACACGGGAUGCAUCCUCCUGUCGCUCCAAAGGCAGAAUGGCGUGCACUUCUUGAUGAGAUGUCAGUUAUUGCCACAAAAGAGUACCGAUCUGUAGUUUUCCAGAACCCACGAUUCGUUGAAUACUUCCGCCUUGCAACACCAGAAUUAGAAUAUGGCCGUAUGAACAUUGGGAGUCGACCAGCGAAAAGGAAACCAAGCGGUGGAAUUGAAUCACUUCGAGCAAUUCCAUGGAUCUUCGCCUGGACCCAGACAAGGUUCCAUCUGCCCGUUUGGCUUGGAUUUGGGUCUGCGUUCAAGCAUGUUAUCGAGAAGGAUAUCCGAAAUCUCCAGAUGCUAAAAGACAUGUACAGGGAGUGGCCUUUCUUCAGAGUGACAAUCGACUUGGUUGAGAUGGUUUUCGCGAAGGGAGACCCGGGUAUUGCUGCAUUGUACGAUAAUCUCUUAGUGUCCAAAGAUCUUUGGCCCCUUGGAGAAGAGCUAAGGGCGAAAUACGAAGAAUCAAAAAGCUUUCUCCUUCAGGUCGCGGGACACAAGGAUCUUCUCGAGGGAGAUCCCUACUUGAGGCAGAGGCUCAGGCUCCGUGAUUCCUAUAUCACAACGCUCAACGUGUGUCAAGCCUACACCCUUAAGCGCAUCCGAGACCCCAGCUACAACGUGAAGGUGAGGCCCCAUCUAUCCAAGGAGAUCAUGGAAUCCAGCAAACCAGCCGCCGAGCUGGUGAUGCUUAAUCCCACGAGCGAGUAUGCCCCCGGGCUGGAAGACACUCUCAUCUUGACCAUGAAAGGAAUUGCAGCUGGAAUGCAGAACACCGGUUAAGCUUUGAAGAAGAGUCAUAAAACUGAUGUUUGUACGAUGUGUCAUAUACAAUAAGCAUGUGUAUCAUCGAAUAAUGUUUUGUCUGAAUAAUUAACUCAAAAUAUAGAGACACUCUUUUAUCUUCAUAAUCCCAGGCUUGUUUUUCUCCA
Molecule: messenger RNA, 3338 nt
Organism: Ipomoea triloba (trilobed morning glory)
Lineage: Eukaryota; Viridiplantae; Streptophyta; Magnoliopsida; Solanales; Convolvulaceae
Product: phosphoenolpyruvate carboxylase, housekeeping isozyme-like
Exons: 11
Coding region: 295-3189 (964 amino acids)
Biological process (GO): tricarboxylic acid cycle; leaf development; carbon fixation
Cellular component (GO): cytosol; apoplast; chloroplast
Molecular function (GO): phosphoenolpyruvate carboxylase activity
Source: RefSeq, a predicted model, not a curated record